Hippocampus zosterae (dwarf seahorse) is the source of this 1005-nucleotide messenger RNA. RefSeq names its product casein kinase II subunit alpha-like. Gene Ontology annotation, molecular function: protein serine/threonine kinase activity; ATP binding. NCBI's taxonomy places the organism in Eukaryota, Metazoa, Chordata, Actinopteri, Syngnathiformes, Syngnathidae. Gene Ontology annotation, cellular component: cytosol; protein kinase CK2 complex; nucleus. Gene Ontology annotation, biological process: protein phosphorylation. The record is from RefSeq and is a predicted model, not a curated record.
AUGUAAAAGCUGUCGAAGCCGCGACUGUACGGGACGGUGAACUCGACCAUGCCGGCAGAGUACUACGACUACGAGCACUACGAGGUGGAGUUCGGGGAGAUCGACGACUACGAGAUCAUGGACAAGCUGGGCCGGGGCAAGUACUCGGAGGUGUACUCGGGCAUCAACGUGCACCGGAACGCCAAGGUGGUCAUCAAGGUGCUCAAGCCCGUCAAGAAGAAGAAGAUCAAGCGCGAGAUCAAGAUCCUCAAGGCCCUCAAGGGCCACCCCAACCUGAUCGACCUGCUCGACGUGGUCAAGGACCCCGCCUCCAAGGCGCCCUGCCUGAUCUUCGAGCACAUCGAGAACGUGGACUUCAAGUCCAUGUUCGGCACGCUGCGGGACAUCGACAUCCGCUUCUACAUGUUCGAGCUGAUGAAGGCGCUGGACUACUGCCACUCGAAGGGCAUCAUGCACCGGGACGUCAAGCCCCAGAACAUCAUCAUCGACCCCAAGCGCAGGGUGCUCAAGCUGAUCGACUGGGGGCUGGCCGAGUACUACCACCUGGGCACCAACUACAACGUGCGGGUGGCCAGCCGCUUCUUCAAGGGCCCCGAGCUGCUGGUGGACAACGAGUACUACGACUACAGCCUGGACAUCUGGAGCGCCGGCUGCAUGUUCGCCUCGAUGUCCGCGCCUCACCAGAUCUUCAAGAAAGAGCCCUUCUUCCAGGGCGAGAACAACUACGACCAGCUGGUCAAGAUCGCCAAGGUGCUCGGAAGCGAGGACCUCUACAAGUACCUCAAGAAGUACAAGCUCACCCUCGAGCCCGAGCUGGCCACGCUGCUCGACCGCUUCCCUCGCAAAAGCUGGAGCCUCUUCGUCCGGGAGGAGAACGCCAGCCUGGCCAACGAGGAGGCCGUGGACCUGCUCAACGCCAUGCUGGUGUACGACCACGCCGAGCGCAUCCUCCCCAAGUAGGCCAUGGAGCACCCCUAUUUCGCCCCGGUCCGGGUCAAGCGAUGA